AUGGUUCUACCAGUGUCGUCCGGUCUACAGCUGAAAGAUCAAUUUGUCAAUCUACUGGAAAUCUCAACGAAGGUCGUCAAUUCAGCCACGACGCAACUGGAGCGAGCCAACCGCAAGAAGCAAAAGGCUGACAAUGCACUGAUCGGUGUGAAUAUUACAGUGGAAGAUAUCGAAGUCGUCCAGUCACUCCAUGCUGAAGAGGAGACAGCAUGCAAAGCUUCAGUUGCUGAGCUUUUACAGGAGAUCAAACGUCUGCGAGCAGAGAACCAAAAGUUCGCUGAAAGCCAACAGCAACGUCUCGAGAACCAGCAGCGGCUCAUGCACAAACAGACUGAACUAGUCGAGAUUGUGCAGCGACUACAGUCUCGACAAGAUAUAAAUGGUCGUCUUCUGUGCACCGUGUAUGACCGACAGCGAUUCCCCGGCGAGCACGCACUUUUCAACCAGCAGACAGAAGGAACUUCAUGCUGA
Messenger RNA from Phytophthora nicotianae INRA-310, 471 nucleotides. RefSeq lists its product as hypothetical. The coding region runs from base 1 to 471 and encodes 156 amino acids. The record is from RefSeq and is a predicted model, not a curated record. The transcript is spliced from 2 exons. NCBI's taxonomy places the organism in Eukaryota, Oomycota, Peronosporomycetes, Peronosporales, Peronosporaceae.